Lathyrus oleraceus (garden pea) is the source of this 2836-nucleotide messenger RNA. RefSeq names its product pentatricopeptide repeat-containing protein At4g02750. The record is from RefSeq and is a predicted model, not a curated record. The transcript is spliced from 2 exons. Gene Ontology annotation, molecular function: RNA binding; protein binding; zinc ion binding. NCBI's taxonomy places the organism in Eukaryota, Viridiplantae, Streptophyta, Magnoliopsida, Fabales, Fabaceae. Gene Ontology annotation, biological process: RNA modification. Bases 155 to 2377 code for a protein of 740 amino acids.
UACAUAAAUCAGUUUUAUUUUAUCUCUGGUAAAACAUUCAAUCAAGUUAUUUAAGCUCUUUCCUCAUAAAAAGAUCUGUGACUUGAUGUGACCAACUUUGCGCCAUAAAAUUCCAACCACAGAGACUAGCUUAGCCGCGUCAUAAUUUUUUUGAAUGCGAAGCUUUUGGAAGAAAAGCCAGAACCACGCUCUGCAACACCUGAAAACAAUAAGCGGGAACUAUAAUCUGAGACAAUCACAUGAUUUCAGUUUUCAAGUUCAAUGCGCAAGCCAAACAACACCCAAACCCCAAAUCCUAGACAGAGACCCACACAUUGUGAAAUGUACCAAUUCAAUUUCUACUCACAUGCGCAAUGGCCACUGCCACUUGGCUCUCCGUGUUUUCGACGCCAUGCCUUACAGGAACUUGUUUUCCUGGAACUUAAUGCUUACUGGGUAUGUCAAAAACCACAGACUCAGUGAUGCUCGCAACUUGUUUGAUUUAAUGCCUCAUAAGGAUAUUGUUUCAUGGAAUACCAUGCUGUCUGGUUAUGUCCGGAGUGGGUGCGUUGACGAGGCUAAACUAGUUUUUGAUAACAUGCCUUAUAAGGAUUCCAUCUCUUGGAAUGGAUUGCUUGCUGUGUAUGUUCAGAAUGGGAGACUCGAGGAGGCCCGUCGGUUGUUUGAGUCGAAGCGGGAUUGGGAAGUUAUUUCAUGGAAUUGUUUGAUGGGUGGGUAUGUGAAGAGGAAGAUGUUAGAUGAUGCUAGGCAGCUUUUUUAUCAUAUGCCUGUUAGGGAUGUAAUCUCUUGGAAUACCAUGAUUUCGGGUUAUGCACGGGAUGGAGAUUUGUUUCAAGCUAGGAGAUUGUUUGAGGAGUCUCCGGUACGGGAUGUUUUCACGUGGACAGCAAUGGUGUAUGCUUAUGUGCAGAAUGGAAUGUUGGAUGAAGCGAGAAGGAUUUUUGAUGAAAUGCCGGGAAAAAGUGACAUGACUUACAAUGUGAUGAUUGCAGGUUAUGUGCAAUGCAAGAAAAUGGAAAUGGCAAGGGAAUUGUUUGAGGCAAUGCCUUGUCGGAAUGUGGGUUCAUGGAAUAUCAUUAUCAGUGGCUAUGGUCAGAACAACGAAAUUGUUCAAGCUAGGAAAUUAUUUGACAUGAUGCCUCAGCGUGAUUGUGUAUCUUGGGCAGCAAUUAUUGCUGGUUAUGCUCAGACUGGUUACUACGAAGAAGCUAUGGACAUGCUUGUGGAGAUGAAACGGGAUGGAAAAAGUUUAAACAGAUCUACAUUUUGUUGUGCUCUGAGCAUAUGUGCUAAUAUGGCUUCUUUGGUGUUAGGGAAACAAGUUCACGGGCAGGUGGUGAAGACAGGGUAUGAUAAUGGGUGUUUGGUGGGAAAUGCACUUCUUGAUAUGUAUUGUAAAUGUGGCAGCAUAGGUAAAGCCUAUGAUGUGUUUGAAGGAAUACAGCAGAAAGAUAUCAUCUCUUGGAACACAAUGUUAGCUGGUUAUGCUAGGCAUGGAUUUGGCAGACAGGCUUUAUUGGUGUUUGAUUCAAUGAAGAUAGCAGGUUUUAUACCUGACGAAAUUACCAUGGUUGGCGUUCUUUCGGCUUGCAGUCAUACUGGCAUGACUGAUAGGGGAACUGAAUAUUUUUAUGCAAUGAAUAAAGCUUAUGGCAUAGCACCAAAUUCAAAACAUUAUAACUGUAUGAUUGAUCUUCUUGGUAGAGCUGGACGCCUUGAAGAAGCACAUAACUUAAUGAAAAACAUGCCUUUUGAGCCAGACGCUGCAACCUGGGGAGCUCUACUAGGUGCAAGCCGGAUUCAUGGCUAUACUGAACUGGGUGAGAAGGCUGCUGAGAUGCUUUUUAAUAUGGAACCCCAUAAUGUGGGAAUGUAUGUCCUUCUUUCAAAUUUAUAUGCAGGUUUAGGCAAAUGGGUUGAUGUUGGCAAGCUUAGAUUAAAAAUGAGACAACUUGGUAUUCAGAAAAUACCCGGAUAUAGUUGGGUUGAGGUACAAACUAAGAUUCAUACAUUCACAGUUGGUGAUUGUUCGCACCCGGAAAAAGAUAGAAUCUAUGCUUACUUAGAAGAGUUAGAUCUAAAACUGAAGCAAGAGGGACAUGUUCCUUUGGUAAAAUUGGUUCUGCAUGAUGUAGAAGAGGAAGAGAAGAAGCGAAUGCUCAAGUAUCACAGUGAGAAAUUAGCUGUGGCAUUUGGAAUUUUGACCAUACCCGCUGAUAGACCAAUACGUGUCAUGAAAAACUUGCGCGUGUGUGAAGACUGUCAUAAUGCCAUCAAGCAUAUAUCCAAAAUUGUUGGAAGAUUGAUAAUCUUAAGGGAUUCUCAUCGCUUUCAUUACUUCAGUGAUGGUAUUUGUUCUUGUGGGGAUUACUGGUGAGUGGAGAAAUAUGGUAAAAAUUAACCCAAAUAAUAUGCAAGUAUAGAUUGUGAAAUUCGGAGACGUAUAUCACCUAUACUGUCAUAAUAUGCAAGUAUAGGUGCAUGGUGAUCAAGUUUGGAAGAAGCUUUGAUACUUGAAUGGCCAUCCUAUAGACAGAACGUUUCUGUCGAAAAAUAUGCAUCAUGGCCUUCCAACAAAUUUGUUCCGAGCUUGUGGAUGCAUGACUGAUGGUAACCUCUGUCUUUUAUGUGCUAAGUGGUGGUGGCGAGGAAUUGGAGAAUGUACUUCAAGAUUAAAAGAUUUGAAUCUCUAACGUUAAUAUCCAUGCUCAAAAAAAGAGUAAAAACACAUUUGUUCAAAAACACAUUUGUUCAAAAAAUAUAUUGUAUAGUAAAUUAUCUUGUAUAGUAUCGGCGACAUAAUUAUGGUGUUGUAAGAAAAAAAAUCCGUGCACUA